Molecule: messenger RNA, 768 nt
Organism: Hevea brasiliensis (rubber tree)
Lineage: Eukaryota; Viridiplantae; Streptophyta; Magnoliopsida; Malpighiales; Euphorbiaceae
Product: pollen-specific leucine-rich repeat extensin-like protein 2
Exons: 4
Coding region: 1-768 (255 amino acids)
Source: RefSeq, a predicted model, not a curated record
AUGGGUAUUCCAUCUUCUCUACCCACAAACCCUAACCCCAGUCCCAGUCCACCGCUACCUCAAUCGCCACCACCGCAAACACUAUCGCUACCUCAAUCACCACCACCGCAAACACCACCACUACCCCAGGGCCAAACACCAACUCUCAUUCCGCCGACCCCCUUCUCGCCACAAACUGAGCCACAAAAUGAAACACCCAUUUUUGAAACUUCGUUCCAAGAACCAAUGUCUGAACCUGCGCCAACUCAAACCAAAUCUAAAUUCAGUAAAAGAACUAGAUCCUCCUUGCAAAUUCCAUCACCAGCUAUUCAAACCCCUGUACCUCAGUCACCCUUACACUCUCCCCUGCCUGCCACUGCUCUAGCAGCACCUGCGUCAUCUGUCGAUGAUAUAGAGGAGGGUUCGAGCUAUAAAAAUAUAGAGUGGCAACAAACCAUCUAUGACCCUGUUCAGUUUUGGAAAGACAUUGCACCUUUUGGGGGUUAUUAUAGACAGAGGACAGCCAAAGCGUCUAGGAUAGUUGAUCAUCAGCAUCCUGAAGCCAGUGGUAUUGCAGGCCCAACUACCUUUGCACCAGCAGAACCCCAAACAACCACUGCCCCGCAGUUUUCAGCAGAUAUUUUGUCCCUCUUAAAAUCAUUGGAAUCUAAAAUAGCCAGUUUCACUGUCCAACCAUCUAUUCCCUCACCUGACACCAUAGAUAUCCUUGCAACCUUGAAGAGCUUAGAAGUCAAAAUUGAUACCAUGGGUCAGCAGCAGGUCAACUAA